This is a messenger RNA of Aspergillus pseudotamarii, 1410 nucleotides long. Its product is annotated as alpha/beta hydrolase. The record is from RefSeq and is a predicted model, not a curated record. The transcript is spliced from 3 exons. Bases 203 to 763 code for a protein of 186 amino acids. Lineage: Eukaryota; Fungi; Ascomycota; Eurotiomycetes; Eurotiales; Aspergillaceae.
CGAGACUACAGCGUGACGCCACAAAGGACCGAAAUACGAUCCCUACUUUACCCCUCUGGGACUAAAGAGGAUAUCACCAGGCAGCAUCAUUCGUAAUCAUUUAUCCAAGUAUUCAAAAGUAAUAUAAAUACGGCCAUACUAUCUUUUACUGCUUUCAGACAUCAGUAUUACCCUUUAUUCUUCUAUCAUAUCGACUGACACCAUGAAAGCUCGUGAAUAUAUCUACAAGAAAGGUAAUGAAGGCGAAGAUAUUCUUACCGAUGUGUACUGGUCAGAAAUACCCUCCAAAUGUAGCAGUCCUAUUGCAAUUAUCUACCAUGCCGGCGGUUUUGUCAAAUGGUCUAAAGCGGUCGUUCCGAAAUCAGAAAUCUCUGCUCUAGCAAAGAUAGGAUUUGUGGUAAUAGUGCCGAACUACAGACUAUGUCCACAAAUCUCUGUCCACAAUGGUCCGAUCACAGACUCUAGAGACUGUUUGGUAUGGGCAGCUAACGAGUUGCCCGGAUUGUUGCAAGAUGAGUCUGUGGAAGUAGACCCGACUCGAAUUGUUACUAUGGGACAUUCUGCAGGCGGAACAUUGGCUUUAUUGAUGGGAUCUGCGCCCGAAGUCCCAGUCACAGCGGUUCUUGACUUCUAUGGCCUCAAGUACUUUUCCGAUCCGACGUGGCGACUACCUAUUCCCGAGUUUCGAAAAUCAUCCUCUUGGCCACAGGAGUAUAUUGAUAAGGUUUACGAGGGGCACCAAGUUUCUGCAUCGCCGCGUUAGGGGGCGAUAGUCUUCCUCCGAGGGAUGCAUGGUUCGCUACUCAUAUGAAACAAGGAACUUUGUUGGAUGAGCUAGUCCAGAAUGAAGAUAAGAGUUGUAUUGAUGGUACAGCUCGGUUUUCGACCUCAUUUCCACGAACCAUGUUUAUUCAUGGAACAGCAGAUAAAGUGACGAACCAUCGUUUUAGUGAACGGGCUCAUGAAGAAUUGAAGAGAUUGGGGGUCGUUACAGAUCUGUUACUGGCAGAUGGUGAGGAGCAUGUGUUUGACUUGACCUUGGAAGAAGAUGAUAUGAACUUUGUUAAGUAUGUCCUACCUGGGUUGGAGUUCCUUGCCCGGGCAGUAGGAUUGCUGUAAAUAGUGAAGAUAUAGAGCUGUAAGUGGCUGAUACAUUGCAUGAUUGACUUUGGUUGAACGAACGAAUAGCCUAUGAGUCUAUUCAUAUAUAGAGCUAAGGUACAUUGCUCUUAUAAUGCAAUAUCACAUAAGUUAUCUUUUGAUAGGUAUACAAAUUUAGGGAUUUGACUACCUAGUAGUAGUAGUAGUACUGAGGCAUAGCACUAAUGCUAGUGGAAAACCGUAUGAUUGGUCAAUUCAGUAAGACUGCUGACUAACCAUUUCGGGCAUGAAUUUAGAUGCAAACAAAUA